AGAUAUAAAUAGGGGAUGUACGAGCGCACGUUCUUCAGUUCGCGACGCCACGUUGAAAGUGUUUUACCAACAAAAUCGAUGAUGAUGAAGUCUCUCACGUUCCUCGUCUGUCUGAUAGCGACUCUCUUAGUCGUCUAUACAGACCGGUGCGAUGGCACUUCCACGUUUGCCAACGUGGUCCACCAUAUCGCGAGAUUGCCCGCUGCGGAUCAGCAGCAGUGUUACGAAUCCGCAAGUCUAACGGAAGCUGAAUUGCUCAACAAGACGGAAGUAACGGACGGCUCUUACAAGAAUCCGGAAAACGAGGAAAGGGCGAGAAAAAACGGCUGCUACGCCAAGUGUAUGUUGGAAAAGCGAGGCAUGAUUGUCGAUACGGAAAUUCAAACGGAGAAAUUAAAAGGCACAAGAGCUCACCAAGGCUUACCAGCGGAGGUUCAGAAACAAAUAUCCGACACCGUAGAUCAUUGCGUCGAUCAAGUUAAAACAAUCAACGAAAUGUGCGACAAGAUCCUCGAACUCAUGGUGUGUUUCUGGAAGGGCAUGCGAACUUAGAUUCUCAGAUUGCAAGUGACGGCAGCAUUUAUUCGGAAUCUUCUUAAUGUUUUGAAACAACGCAAUAAAAGAAACAAAUAUGCACUAUUGGAGACACAAGAUCUGAAUAUAUUUUCUUGUAUAUUAUGAUAUAUUACUACGUAGUUCAAUAAAGCACAUUAAAAAUAAAAA
Pseudomyrmex gracilis is the source of this 723-nucleotide messenger RNA. RefSeq names its product pheromone-binding protein Gp-9-like. The transcript is spliced from 5 exons. Gene Ontology annotation, biological process: social behavior. The record is from RefSeq and is a predicted model, not a curated record. Bases 16 to 552 code for a protein of 178 amino acids. Gene Ontology annotation, molecular function: odorant binding. Lineage: Eukaryota; Metazoa; Arthropoda; Insecta; Hymenoptera; Formicidae.